Molecule: messenger RNA, 1059 nt
Organism: Rhizoctonia solani
Lineage: Eukaryota; Fungi; Basidiomycota; Agaricomycetes; Cantharellales; Ceratobasidiaceae
Product: Retrotransposable element Tf2 protein
Exons: 2
Coding region: 1-1059 (352 amino acids)
Source: RefSeq, a predicted model, not a curated record
AUGUCUAUAGAACCCUUGUUUUGUGCAGCCCUGCAAGCCAAUAAAUCACCACUACUCACUAUAGAUAUAGAGGGAAUCACAGAUGCUCAGACAGCCCUAAUUGAUUCUGGUUCUUCUGCUAACUUCAUUGAUCCCCAAUUUGCCUGUUCUCACAACAUCCCACCUAUUGAAUUGGACUCCUCAUGCUCUGUCAUUGGCAUUAAUGGCAAACAAAGGCAAUUUUCUGCCAUCUUCUAUGCUCUUCCCUUUGGAAACAGAAACCUUAUCCUUGGAGCCCCAUGGCUCAAAUUGGCCAACCCUGACAUCAAUUGGACUAACAUGAAAGUUUCACUUUGCCUAACUACAGAAGCACAAAGUGGCAGCAUCAACCCUGAGCCUCAGAAUCUCCCUGUUGAAUUCCAGGAGUUCCAGAAAGUGUUCAGUGAAGAGUUCUUUACCACACUACCUGAACAUUGCCCAUAUGACAUUGCUAUUGACCUGGAAGAGGAUAAACAGCCUCCCUAUGGCCCUAUCUAUUCUAUGACCCCUGUACAAAGAGAAGCACUCAAGGAACAUACUGACCCAGAACUUUCAGCUGGAAAGAUUGUGCCAACCACCUCACUGGCAGGAGCUCCAGUGAUGUUUGUGAAAAGAGCUGAUGGCAGGCUUUGCUUAGUGUUGGAUUAUUGCUGGCUAAAUGCCAUCACAAUCAAGGACAGAUAUGCACUGCCAAGACAGGACAAAAUUGAGAAGCUGCACCAUGCUAAGAUCUUCACAAAGCUGGAUUUAAGGAACGGAUAUCAUAACAUCAGAAUCAAGGAAGGAGAUGAAUGGAAGGCCGCAUUUUGCACUGCCCUUGGUCAUUUUGCUCCCACAGUCAUGCAAUUUGGCCUUAGCAAUGCCCCAGCUGUGUUUAUGCGCUUCAUGAACAACAUAUUCUGUGAUUUGCUUGAUAUCUCUAUGGUUGUGUACUUGGAUGACAUCCUGAUCUUCUCAAAUUCAACAGAAAAGCAUGUGGCACAUGUCAAGGAGGUCUUAUUUUGCUUGCUGAAGCACAAUCUUUUCUGCAACCCUGCCUAA